AAUGGGACACCUCAUAUUGUCUUCUUAACUGAUACCUGAGGACAUUGCAGAUGAGUAGUACAUGGUGGAAAAUUCUCCUUUCAUGAAGACGUACUCUCUUCCUACAAGACUGGUCCUGCACACAAGACAACAUGAAGGAGUGUGUGCUCCUAGUCUUCUUGGCUUUGUGCUCUGCCAAACCCCUAUUUCGCCCUUCGUACGUGACGCUGAAGAAUAUGAUGCUGAAGGACAUGGAAGAUGAUGGUGAUGGUGACGCUGCCAACUCUCUUUUCCCAACAAGAGAGUCAAUUUACCCCUUCUUCCCAUUUGAUCUGCUUCCAACAUGUCCUUUCGGAUGCCAGUGCUACUCAAGAGUUGUACACUGUUCUGAUUUAGGUCUGUCCUCUGUCCCGAACAACAUUCCACUGGAUACUCGGAUGGUUGACCUUCAAAACAAUAAAAUUAAGGAAAUCAAAGAAAAUGAUUUUAAAGGACUCACUUCACUUUAUGCUCUGAUCCUGAACAACAACAAGCUAACAAAGAUUCACCCAAAAGCCUUCCUAACCACAAAGAAGUUGAAAAGAUUGUAUUUGUCCCACAAUCAACUGACUGAAAUACCACUUAAUCUUCCCAAAUCAUUAGCAGAACUCAGAAUUCAUGAAAAUAAAGUUAAAAAAAUAAAAAAGGAAACAUUCAAAGGAAUGAAUGCUUUACAUGUUCUGGAAAUGAGUGCAAACCCUCUCGACAGCAGUGGGAUCGAGCCAGGGGCCUUUGAAGGGGUGACAGUGUUCCACAUCAGAAUUGCAGAAGCUAAACUGACCUCAAUUCCUAAAGAACUACCGUCAACUUUAUUAGAGCUUCAUUUAGACUCUAAUAAGAUUUCAACUGUGGAACUCGAGGAUUUUAAACGAUACAAAGAUCUGCAAAGGCUGGGCCUAGGAAACAACAAAAUCACAGAAAUCGAAAAUGGAAGUCUUGCUAACAUACCACGCAUAAGAGAAAUACACUUGGAAAAUAAUAAACUAAAGAAAAUCCCUUCAGGAUUACAGGAGCUGAAAUACCUCCAGAUAAUCUUCCUUCAUAAUAAUUCAAUUACAAAAGUGGGAGUGAAUGACUUCUGCCCAACGGUUCCAAAGGUGAAGAAAUCUUUAUACAGUGCCAUAAGUUUAUUCAACAACCGGAUGAAGUACGAGGAACUGCAACCUGCAACAUUUCGUUGUGUUUUGGGUAGAAUGAGUGUUCAGCUUGGGAACUUCAGAAAAUAAUAAUUAAUAAUAUCCAUUUAAUAUAAAAUUUAAAAAUUAUUACAGUUGGGAUACUUGAACUCUAUUAAUAAUGGUGGUUUUAUGCUCAGAAGCAAAAAUCUAUUC
Messenger RNA from Molossus molossus (Pallas's mastiff bat), 1349 nucleotides. RefSeq names its product asporin (gene ASPN). The transcript is spliced from 8 exons. Lineage: Eukaryota; Metazoa; Chordata; Mammalia; Chiroptera; Molossidae. Gene Ontology annotation, molecular function: protein binding. The coding region runs from base 132 to 1244 and encodes 370 amino acids. The record is from RefSeq and is a predicted model, not a curated record.